Hippocampus comes (tiger tail seahorse) is the source of this 3258-nucleotide messenger RNA. RefSeq names its product transketolase-like. Gene Ontology annotation, cellular component: extracellular exosome; endoplasmic reticulum membrane. The record is from RefSeq and is a predicted model, not a curated record. Gene Ontology annotation, molecular function: thiamine pyrophosphate binding; transketolase activity. NCBI's taxonomy places the organism in Eukaryota, Metazoa, Chordata, Actinopteri, Syngnathiformes, Syngnathidae. The transcript is spliced from 16 exons. The coding region runs from base 467 to 2353 and encodes 628 amino acids. Gene Ontology annotation, biological process: pentose-phosphate shunt, non-oxidative branch.
CCUCCGGUGGCUUCUAUUGGCUGGCACCUGUGGGCCACUGUGAGGCAAAGCUUUUAUGACAGCAGCCAGGAGCCCAGGAGUUGCAGGAAACUGGGAGAAGGACAUUGUCGGUGGGAGCGCCCGAGCAGUGGGCGGCCGGGUUGAAGAGAUGGCACGGCCCCGGCGUAGGGCUCGCAGGUGGCUUUCUCGCGAUGCGACCUCAGCAAACCGGAACAAUGAUAACAUGGACGGAAAGAGGAGAGGAAAAUUGAGCCAAGGCCAGGAGAGGGUGUCUUCUGAUGGUCCUUAAAAUGUGGCUCCAAUGGACAUCUGAGAAAAGAACACCGUGUUGUCAUCACUGCAGCGUGUCGUCAGCAUCACUGAGCAUCAUGAUGUUGGGCGGAGGAGAAUAUAAGGGUUCGGUCACCCGCGCCCGCCCUCACACUUUUACGAACGAAGGACUGUUGGAGCUCGACAUUUUGCCUUCAUGGAGGAUUACCACAAACCUGACCAACAGACAGUGCAGGCGUUGAGGAACAUCGCCAAUCGCCUCAGGAUCAACUCCAUCAAGGCGACGACCGCAGCAGGCACCGGACACCCUACAUCAUGCUGCAGUGUGGCAGAAAUCAUGUCUGUGCUUUUCUUCCAUACCAUGAAGUAUCGCCCCGAGGAUCCACGGAACUUCCACAGCGAUCGCUUCCUUAUGUCCAAGGCUCAAUCUGCACCAGCCUUGUACUCCAUGUGGGUUGAGACAGGCUUCCUGAAGGAGAGUGAGUUGCUCAACAUGUGCCAGGUUGACUCUUCACUGGAGGGCCACCUCAUCCCUAGACAGCAAUUUGUGGACGUAACCACUGGCUAUUUGGGACAGGGACUCGGGGUGGCCUGUGGAAUAGCGUACACUGGGAAAUACUUUGACAAAGCCAGCUACCGUGUUUACUGCUUGUUGGGGGAUGGUGAAAUGUCAGAGGGCUCCGUAUGGGAAGCCAUGUCGUUUGCUUCUUACUACCAGCUUGACAACCUGGUGGCGAUCAUGGACAUCAAUCGCCUGAGCCAAAGUGACUCUGCGCCUCUGCAGCAUCAUGCAGAGAAAUACCAGAGACGCUGCGAAGCUUUCGGCUGGCAUGCCAUCAUUGUGGAUGGACACAGUGUGGAAGAGCUGUGCAAGGCUCUGAGCCAGCCACGCCAUCAGCCCACUGCUAUCCUUGCCAAAACCGUCAAGGGCAAAGGCAUUCCAGCUGCAGAGGAUAAGAUGGGCUGGCACUCCAAAAGCCUUUCUAAAGACAUGGCCGAGAUGGUCAUGAAGGAUCUCCAGAGUCGGAUUAUGAGCACCAGCAAGCACCUGUACCCACCCACUCCCGUCGAAGACGCUCCUCCGGUGAGCCUGAGGAACAUCCGUAUGGCCAGCGCACCCGCUUACAAGCCUGGAGAAAAGAUUUCCACACGUAAGGCCUAUGGGAUGGCGAUUACCAAGUUAGGCCGCUACAACGAGCGCGUCGUGGCUCUCGAUGGAGACACAAACAACCUCACCUACUCAGAGAUCUUCAAGAAUGAGCAUCCCAAUCGCUUUGUGGAGUGCUACGUUGCCCAGCAGAAUAUGGUCAGUGUUGCCAUGGGAUGUGCCGCCCGUGAGAGAAACGUAGUGUUUGCCAGCACCCUGGCAUCCUUUUUCACACGUGCCUACGACCAGCUCCGCAUGGCAGCCGUAUUAGAUAGCAGCAUCAAUCUUUGCGGCUCCCACUGUGGCCUAUCCACCGGGGAGGAGGGGCCCUCCUUGAUGGGAUUGGAGGACAUGGCCAUGUUCAGGGCACUUCCUAGGACAACCAUCUUUUAUCCUAGUGAUGGAGUGUCUACAGAGAAGGCUGUGGAACUGGCUGCAUCCACAAGGGGUGUUUGCUAUAUUCGAACCAGCCGCCAGGACAGUGCCGUCAUCUACAACAGCAAUGAAGAUUUCCAUGUUGGACAGGCUAAGGUGGUGUACCAGAACAAAGAGGAUCAGGUGACCGUGGUGGCUGCUGGAGUGACUCUGCAUGAGGCUCUAGCAGCAGCUGAACACCUAAAGAAAGAAAGGAUACAUGUGCGGGUUAUUGACCCGUUCACAAUCAAACCUCUUGACGUCAAGACCAUCACGGACCACACGCGUGCCACCAGGGGACGAAUCCUUACCGUGGAGGACCAUUACUAUGAAGGUGGCCUGGGCGAGGCCGUGUGCUCAGCAGUUGUAAACGAGACUGGCUUCAAUCUGCAUCGUCUGGCCGUGUCCCACGUACCGCAUAGCGGCAAACCGCAAGAGCUCCUGAAGAUCUACGGCAUCGACCGUGACGCCAUUGCCCAAGCUGUACGCAAAAUGCUCAGCACCUCCACCAAUGCCAAGUAAAUCUACACCCCUGCCCAACCAUUUUUCUCACCCAAUUUAUCAACAGUCGAGUGAGUCACAUGACACCCAGCUCUCUCCUUUUCUUCACUGUGAAUCCCCGUAAGUGUUUAAACAAUUGUGAUUUUGUGAUUUUUCAAGGUAGAAUUACACUUUUGCUCAUCCUUAAUGCACCCAUCAAGCCACAUACAAACUCUAAUACACGCACACAAACACACACACACACACACACACACACACACACACACACACACACACACACACGAACCCGCACACAAACACUACAUAUCCCAUCUUUUCCAAUUUUGACCAUCAACAUCACACACUUUUUACAUGUUCAACGAGAGUACGUUGUGAUGGUCCCGUGUGUUUUUGCAAUGCUUUUUCGGUCACGUCAUUAAGGUGGCAGCGUUUUUAUAUACUUUGUAUUAUUCCAAAUGUAGCUCUUUGAAAUCGGGUGGGUGGUUAGUAUUGAAGUAGAUGUCAUGAUGAUGGUGUCAGAAAGAAACCAGGUGAGUUGUUGUGUGUAGAAUUUUAGCGGAAAACAAAGCAAAAAACAAAUGUAGAUUGGUUAAAAGUUUCACUAAAAACACAGGUCACAUCCUUAGACGAUUCAAAUGUUCAAUUGCGUCUCCUCAGCAUUGUUGUUGUUGUUGUUGAUGUCACUUAGCAUUCACACGACACAUCAGCCAUAUACACUUGGAGCACACCGCCACACCAGCAGUAUACAUAAAGACGUGGCCAUUGACAUGUUUUUUAUUAGGUGGGGGGAGGGCGGCUCUCGUGCUGAUGCGGAAUUUUGAUUGUGACCGUGUAGUUAGAAUUAAGUCUGACUUGUGAACCUAAGAACUGUUACUUGAAGUUUUGUACGUACCAUUCUUUCAUGUAAUAAAGCCCUCUACAUUUGA